AUGUCUUUCACCUACAAGAUCCUUCUCAUCGCUGCCAUCACGGCCUACGUCGAGGCCCGUUUCGGUCAGGAACAAAUCCCUGUCGCCGCCGUCCAGGCUCUCGACGGCCAGUUCGGCCAGUCAGGCCAGGCCUCCACCCUCGCCGGCCAGGUCCCCGGCACGCUUCUCGGCGCCGCGGACCCGUGCCUGAAGCUCCGUCUCGCCGACAACAUCGUCGCCACCCUCGGCAACGACGACGCCGUCCUCCAGGCUGCCGCCGGCCUCGUCGGCGCCGAGCAGAACUUCAACCCCUUCGCCACCGACAUCCCCAACAUCUGCGGCGACCCCAGCCUCCCCGCCACCCAGGCCCUUCGCGGCAUCACCCCGUCUGUUGACCCGGAUGUUGAGGAUUCCGGCCUGGCCAACCAGCUUGCUGCCCAGUCGCUGCAGAACCCUUUCAACGCGAACGGCCUCUCUGUUGCGGAUGUCUUGAUCGCCAAUGGCUUUACCAACUUGGCUGUUGAUGGCCAACCGUUCAAUGGUGCUGGCGGCAAUGCCGGAAAUGGCAACGGUAAUGGCAACGGAAACAAUGGCAAUGAUGACGAGGAUGACGAGGAUGAAGAGGAUAUCGACGAUGAAGAGAUUGUCUGCGGUGGUAACCCCGGCAAUGGUAACGGCAAUGGCAAUGGCAACGGAAACGGAAACGGCAAUGGCAACGGAAAUGGCAACGGAAACGGCAACGGAAACGGCAAUGGCAACGGAAACGGCAACGGCAACGGCAACGGCAACGGCAAUGGUGCCGGCGGCGCCGACUUCGGUCUCUGCGACCCCCGCAUGGACCUCCAGUUCGGCCGUGGCAACCGUAACGCCAACGAGGGCACCUUCCUCCCCAUUGACUCUCUGGUCGCCGAGGGCCAGCAAGACGCCCUCAACCCCAACAUCAUCACCAACCGCAUCUGCGACCAGCUCAUCAACGUCUGCGAGGCCAACGACGCCGCCAUCGCCAUCUGCGAGGAGGCUCAGGCCCAGGUCGAGGCUUCUGGCGACAGGAGCGCGGCUGCUGCUGACCUCUUCAACGGCCUCCUGGGCUUCUAA
Messenger RNA from Sodiomyces alkalinus F11, 1074 nucleotides. RefSeq lists its product as hypothetical. The transcript has a single exon. The record is from RefSeq and is a predicted model, not a curated record. Bases 1 to 1074 code for a protein of 357 amino acids. Lineage: Eukaryota; Fungi; Ascomycota; Sordariomycetes; Glomerellales; Plectosphaerellaceae.